AUGGAUCCUUACGGUGGAGGCUGGCCGGCUUCGCCUUUGCGUGGUGCCGGAACCGGUGCUGGCAUGUACGACAACAUCUCGAACGAUGGGAUGCCGAUGGAUGCACUGGCCGAGCUGCAGGACACGGGUUUUGAGCCUCAAACGCGAGCCCGAUCGAACACCUGGCCGCUGCCGAGGCCUGAGAACUUUGUCGAACCGGAAACCGAGCUGGAUAGCAACAAGUGCAGCACUCAGGCAUUGGCCAACACCGGAUCAAGCAACACGCAGCUGCAGGCGGCCAGUUCGACCUCCGCCAAGAAGAACUCGUCACGACGCAACGCCUGGGGCAAUCUGUCGUAUGCGGACCUCAUCACGCAGGCCAUCAGCUCGGCUAGUGAUAGCCGACUCACGCUUAGCCAGAUCUACGAGUGGAUGGUGCAGAAUGUGCCCUACUUCAAGGAUAAGGGCGACUCGAACAGCAGUGCCGGUUGGAAGAAUUCGAUCCGACACAAUUUAUCGCUCCACAAUCGCUUCAUGCGAGUGCAGAACGAAGGCACGGGCAAGUCGUCCUGGUGGAUGCUGAACCCGGACGCCAAGCCGGGCAAGUCCGUGCGCCGGCGAGCCGCCUCGAUGGAAACGUCCAAGUACGAGAAGCGCCGGGGCCGGGCGAAAAAGCGCGUCGAAGCCAUACGGCAGCAGGCUGCCCUCGGUCUGGCCACCAACGCCCUCAACGAUGCCACUCCGUCACCGAGCAGCAGUGUUAGCGAAGGUUUGGACCUGUUCCCGGAGAGCCCGCUGCACAGCAGUAACUUCCAGCUAUCGCCCGAAUUCCGCCAGCGGGCAUCUUCGAACGCGAGCUCUUGUGGCCGGCUCAGCCCGAUCCAGUCGAUCGUGAGCCUCGAGAACGUCUGGACAUACCCACCGGAUGUGGCCGACCUGGCCGACAACGCCGACCAGCCGCAACCGGACGAGCUGGAGCUCGAUAUCGGCACGCUGGACCAGCUGGCCGGUUCGUUGGCUGACGAGCUGACGCUGCAGCAGAACGAUUUCUUCAAAGGGUUUGCGCAAUCCGCGGCGAUGCACAAUCAGCCGCCGCCGCCACCCUACCAGCCACCCCAGCCGUACUCGCUGAUGGCCUCGGUCGCCCCGUCCUACGGUCUCCCGCAGCAACAGAAUCAGUGCCCGAUUCACCGCAUACAACAUUGUACCUGCAUGCUACAGAAUAACGCCCGCGAGAGCAUCUCACCGGCGUCCGGCACCGGCAUGUCGCCCUCGUAUCCGCACAGUGAGCCAUCACCUGACUACGCAAUGCUAAUUGGAUCUCGCGUAAUACAAAGAACGCCCUCGUCUAGUCCUCCACUAACGCCAAAUAUGAUCUGCGGCUUGAUAGCGCCACCACCGCAGCAAGAUCCGACUCCGCAGACGCUAAUGGGCCAAGUGAUGGAAGCAUUAAACAGCCAAACAAACAUCGAUGAUAUCAACAUCAACGUGGAGUCGUCGUUUCCAUGUGUGGAUGAGGUGCUGAAGCACGAGCUAAGCCUGGAAGGAUCGCUGGACUUCUCGAACCUGCCGCUCUCGAUUCACAACAGCUACGCGGCUCCGAAUAAUUCCAACUCGUCCGACUCGUCAUCCGGAAUCAGUGCGAUGACGGCGCAGACCCCGAACCAACAAACAGCCGCACACAGCCACGGUCAGUACGCGGCCCGGACGAGCGUCACUCCACCAUCUUGGGUGCAUUAA
Anopheles nili is the source of this 1719-nucleotide messenger RNA. RefSeq names its product forkhead box protein O (gene foxo). NCBI's taxonomy places the organism in Eukaryota, Metazoa, Arthropoda, Insecta, Diptera, Culicidae. Gene Ontology annotation, cellular component: nucleus. Gene Ontology annotation, biological process: regulation of transcription by RNA polymerase II. Bases 1 to 1719 code for a protein of 572 amino acids. The transcript is spliced from 9 exons. Gene Ontology annotation, molecular function: DNA-binding transcription factor activity, RNA polymerase II-specific; RNA polymerase II cis-regulatory region sequence-specific DNA binding. The record is from RefSeq and is a predicted model, not a curated record.